This is a messenger RNA of Haliaeetus leucocephalus (bald eagle), 3098 nucleotides long. It is a transcript of the gene ST3GAL6, whose product is annotated as ST3 beta-galactoside alpha-2,3-sialyltransferase 6. Gene Ontology annotation, biological process: glycolipid biosynthetic process. Bases 1214 to 2311 code for a protein of 365 amino acids. The transcript has 12 exons. The record is from RefSeq and is a predicted model, not a curated record. Gene Ontology annotation, molecular function: beta-galactoside alpha-2,3-sialyltransferase activity. Lineage: Eukaryota; Metazoa; Chordata; Aves; Accipitriformes; Accipitridae.
ACUCCACCUCUGGUCAUUCCCCGCGAUAGCCACCAAACAAACCUGGAGCUGCUCUUCCAAUAAAGGAAGCAUUUUGUUCUGAUACAAUGCUAAAAUCAUACUGCAACGUCCCUGAAGCACCACUUAGAAAAGCUUCAGAUUAGAAGCGGUCAGGAUCAUAAGGUUUGAAACAGGAGAGGACAAUUAAAUUAUUACCAACCCCUUAGAUUUCUUCUAGCAUGAUACGCUGCUCUGGGUGAAGUAUAUUGAUGCAGCACAUGAUUCCAGACAAAGUCAUUUUUUUGCAUCCCGUUUAUGACUGGCAGAAUUAUUUAUUAACUUUCUCUUCAAAUAGCAAUGCUCUGUCCCAUACAGUUGGGGGCUGUAGUGUAGAGAGAUUUUCCAGAAGCCCCAUGACUCUCUCCCGGGUUGGUCAUACAAGGGGGGGCGGCUUCAUUUUGCCCCUGGUAGCAGCUCUUCAGGGGGGUAGUUCCUUCCCUAAUUGCUUUCACGGGGGUUGGCUGGAAGGGAGUAAGGUACUCGGGAAGGAAGAAUCCCGCACCUGAAAUAACUGCUGUGGCUUUCAGCUUGCUUGGCUUCCCCCUACCCCCCAGGUGACAAUCAGAUCGUUAAUUAACUGUUAACUCCCGGAGGCUGAGGAGGCGCUGGCGGGGCGGGCUGGGAAAGGCUUAUGCAGCGGCGGGGGCGGCUUGCUGCCCCCCUUUACGGGUUUCCCACCCCCCCGGGCUGUCGGGGCGGGAGGAGGCUCCGGCCCUCGGCUGAACCGCCGGCCCGGGGGAGGGGGAAGAAGAGGAACAGUGACCCCGGCUCCAGCUGAAAGUCAGUCAGAAGAUACACUCAUUACUGGGGGGAGACGAAGCAGCGCUUUAGCUUUCUUCACGCGAAUCUCUCCUCCCCGUGGAAGGCUUUGGUAUAAACCGAGGGGGAAUUUCAGCAGACUCGAGCUAAAUAACAUCUGUGUCCGAACACACAACGUGCUUCCUUUUACGUUUUCUCUUGCAGAUGGGUCUCAGCCUUCCUCUAUCCUUAUCGUAAUUGCCACGGUUUCGGGAAUAAGGCUGAAGCUACCGAGAGGCUGCUGACAACAGCCUGCACGGCCCUGAUAAGAAGCGACAAGUUCUGUUCUCUUGUCUUGCGUGACUGAAAGAUAAAAUAUCUGAUCUGUUGACAGCUGACGGAAAAGCUUCCAGCUAACCUCAUGUAGAGUCUAUGCAUGCUUGCAACCCGAAAACCUCCUUCAGAUCUACCAGUCAUGAAACGAAUUCUUCUGUUUUUUAUCCUGGCUGCUGCUGUUAUGUAUGGUAUACUGCAUGGAAAUCUGUGGAGAAAUAACCUCUACUGGAUUAGCUUUUAUGGACAGACUUCCUCUGUGAGGGCUCCUCCUUCCUAUGAGACUAGUGGAGUUACCCAGCUGCCACCUACGGCUGUGGAGAGAAGGAAUGCACUGGACAGUUGUGUACUGAAACCAGCAUUUGAAUCUUUAUUGGGCGUUGAUAAAAUAUACCCGUUCCUGUGCACUAACGAUUUUAUCAGAGUGGCGGAGUUCCACGGGAGCGAUAAGUUUGAACUACCUUAUGGAAUAAAGAGAGCAGAGCAAUUUUUUCGUUUAGCCCUUUCAAGACUGCAGAACUGUGGACUUUCCAAUGAAAAUGACAGCAUUGCCUGUCGACGGUGUGUUGUGGUUGGUAAUGGAGGAGUACUUCGAAAUAAGACAUUAGGGGAGAAAAUCGACUCCUAUGAUGUGAUAAUAAGAAUGAAUAAUGGCCCUGUUAUAGGGUAUGAAGAGGAUGUUGGGAGGAGGACGACUUUCCGCCUUUCUUACCCGGAAUCCAUCUUCUCAGAUCCAAUCCACUACGACCCUAAUACAACCGUUGUUCUCAUCGUCUUCAAACCACGUGACUUGAAGUGGCUUUGGGAGAUACUAGGUGGUCAGAAAAUAAGUGCUAAAGGCUUUUGGAAGAAACCAGCUCUGAACAUGAUAUACAAAUCUAGUCAAAUUAGGAUUCUUGAUCCCAGCAUCACCAGAAAAACGGCUUAUGAAUGGCUUCGCUUCCCAACAAGGUUUCCCAGGAAGGAGAAACCCAAGCAUCCAACAACGGGGCUAAUUGCCAUUACACUAGCAUUUCACAUUUGCCAUGAAGUUCACAUGGCAGGCUUCAAGUACGACUUCACUGACAGAAACAGUUCUUUGCACUACUAUGGCAAUGACACCAUGUCUCAGAUGAUGCAGAAUGAAUAUCACAACAUCGAUGCUGAGCAGAAAUUUUUGAAGAAGCUUAUAGACAAGAACUUUGUGGUCAAUUUGACAUGAAAGCUGAAUGGAAAAUAUGAAGAACAAUCGCUAUUUUCAAGAUUUGAAAAUUUUUUAUUUUUUGUACAACUUUUUUAUUUUUUAAGUGCAGCAUAACUGUUUACUGUUUAAAAAGAGCACAGAAACCUCAUCAAGGCAGAAGCUUCUUCUAAGCCUGAGGGUAAUGAACUAUUGCAAACAGAGUUAACUGAAUUUCUGUGAAGCUAUUUAAAUAAUGGGAAAACCAUGGAACUUUCAGCUGAAAGUAUCAGGGAUAUAUAAAAAUGUGAUUCACAUCACUUAUUUAUGAGCAAGAACUCUUUCCAAAUGAUUACUUCUCUGGAAUACUUCUGUUUCUGAUGUUGUCCUCCAAAAGAGUUACACUGUCAAGAGACUGAGACAACCAGUGUUUAAUUAGUAGAUGGAUGUCUUGUAUGUCUGUCCUGUAGUAUGAAAAUGGCUUUAAAAUUAUGCCUAUAAAUGAUUACUGUGUGUUUGGGAGAAGGGGGAACAUACAGAGUGUACAGGUUUUGGUCUGCCUUGCUCCUGAGGAGGGGACAUCCAUCUUCAGCAAAGAAGCGACAGCUUCUGCGCUGGCCAUUGACUAUCGAUAGACUCUGAACUGCUGCUUGUCUUUGCCGAAGGUGAGGACCCUUUGGUCUGAUUUGUGGAGAUGUUGGUAUUGACAAUGCUCAUGUUGUACCCAGUUUAUGGAAAACCAUACUCCCCGUGCUGUGCGUCUAAUAAAUUUUACAGUUGGUGACUUGACUUAGAAAAGAGGGAGUAUGAAGACUGAAGAGUUGUCCUA